AUGAUGUUCAACCAAACGAUGCUGUAGGUGUGUAAACUCUUUUACAGGACGCCCACCCACAUUUGUUUCAAGGUGCAUUUUCUCAUCACAGCCUAUAUCCUCAUCUCUCAUCAGCCAUAUACAGUAAAGGCCACUGACAAGGGUCUGUCAUUUUAUUCACCUCCUGACAGACCAAAGAUGGAUCUGAACAUCGUCAUUGUUCUCCUUGUUACUUUUAUUGCUGGAGGACACUCACUCAUAUGUUAUGAGUGUACAGGUGAGACAGGUUCUUGUAAAGGUGUAAUGAAGACGUGUCCUAAUACAGCUAAUACAUGUUCUACAACUAAACUGGUGGUAUCCAUUGGUGACAAUAAAGUCAACGAGCUGACUAAGAAAUGUGACAUGAAACAGAAUUGUGUAAGUGGAUCCCUGAACUUCGGAGUUGCAAGGACAACGUUAUCUACACAAUGCUGUAACACAUACCUCUGUAAUAACAGAGACGUCCCAGAUUCCAGCUUUAACAGACCCAAUGGGAAACAAUGUUACUACUGUGAUGGGAUGAGUUGCUCAAACAAAUUAAACUGUUUAGGAACUGAAGACUCCUGCAUUACAGCAAAAACAAAUUCUGGGUCUGCAUCGACAAUUGUAAAAGGAUGUGCCUCUAAAUUUUUCUGUGAUGCUGUCACAUCAAAAGAUAUAGAAGGUAAUACGGACUUCUCAUGCUGUUACGGUAAUCUGUGUAACGGUUUCACUCAAGACAAUGAUAAGAUCCUCACUCAGAACAUUGACGAGAUCUCCACUCAGAACAAUGAUGAGAUCCUCACUCAGAACAAUGAUGAGAUCCUCACUCAGAACAAUGAUGAGAUCCUCACUCAGAACAAUGAUGAGAUCCUCACUCAGAACAAUGAUGAGAUCCUCACUCAGAACAAUGAUGAGAUCCUCACUCAGAACAAUGAUGAGAUCCUCACUCAGAACAAUGAUGAGAUCCUCACUCAGAACAAUGACGAGAUCCUCACUCAGGACAAUGACGAGAUCCUCACUCAGAACAAUGAUGAGAUCUCCACUCAGAACAAUGAUGAGAUCCUCACUCAGAACAAUGAUGAGAUCCUCACUCAGAACAAUGAUGAGAUCCUCACUCAGAACAAUGACGAGAUCUCCACUCAGAACAAUGAUGAGAUCCUCACUCAGAACAAUGAUGAGAUCCUCACUCAGAACAAUGAUGAGAUCCUCACUCAGAACAAUGAUGAGAUCCUCACUCAGAACAAUGAUGAGAUCCUCACUCAGGACAAUGAUAAGAUCCUCAAUCAGAAUGUCCUCAUUUCUUUGUGCUUAUCUUCCUCUACAUCCUGA
Paramisgurnus dabryanus is the source of this 1329-nucleotide messenger RNA. RefSeq lists its product as uncharacterized. The record is from RefSeq and is a predicted model, not a curated record. Lineage: Eukaryota; Metazoa; Chordata; Actinopteri; Cypriniformes; Cobitidae.